Molecule: messenger RNA, 2483 nt
Organism: Brienomyrus brachyistius
Lineage: Eukaryota; Metazoa; Chordata; Actinopteri; Osteoglossiformes; Mormyridae
Exons: 3
Coding region: 40-1626 (528 amino acids)
Source: RefSeq, a predicted model, not a curated record
CCGAGGAAGAAAGCCUGUCUUUGGUACAGAUGAUCUGUAAUGGUUUGCUUCUCUCAUAAAGGGUCUACACAACAAGCCAACGCAAAAAUGCUGUUGAUACUGAUGUGGCUGUUUGUUUUAGCAGAUCCUUUAAAUUCAGAUGAGAUGUCUUCUACAUCACAAGCUUCGUCAUCAACACAAGUACUUAUAACUUCAAGAAAGUCAACUGAAGUCCCCACGUCACAUGCCAUCUUGGAAUCAACUAGCACAAUAGAUCCACUGAUAUCAAAUCUAACAUCUACAAAUUCAUCUACAGUAGAAGCUUUUAAACCAAGACCUUCAACAACAGAAUCAUUCAUAAGUUCACCAAGUUCAUCUGAAAUCCCCACACCACUGACAGUUUUGGAUUUGGCAAGCAAAACCUCUAAAAGUCCAACAGAGGAAAUGCAUUUGACCACAGGAAACGAUUUAACGUCAGAUUCUUUAACACAAACAUCUACCAUGGAUGUUUUAUCAGUUUCUAAUAGUUUAGCUACAGACGCUGAACAAAGCACAAGAAUACCUGUGGAAGGUAAAACUUCAGAUGAAAUGCAUUUGUCUACAGAAGUUGUUUUUACACCAGAGCCUUCUUCAAACGAAUCAUUUUCAUCCUCACCAAGUUCAUCUGAAGUCCCCAGAUUACAUGGUAAUUCCUUUUCAGAAAGCACUUUCUCUUCAUAUCCAACAGAACCAGAAACAUCUACCAUGGAUAUUUUAUCAACUUCUGAGAGUUCAUCUACAGGAUUUGAGCUAAGCACAAGUAUAUUUGUGGAACUUUCAACUUCAGAAGAAACACAUUUGUCCACAGAAGAAGUUUAUACAUUAGAACCUUCAACGACAGAAUCUUUUAUAUCUUCACCAAGUCCAUCUGAAUUCCACACUUUACUCAAUGAUUUGUAUACAGAAAGUCAAUUCUCUACAAAUCCAGCUGAAUCAGAAAUAUCUACAAUGGAUAAUUUAUCAACCUCUGAGAGUUCAUCUACAGGAUUUGAGCUAAGCACAAGUAUAUUUGUGGAACUUUCAACUUCAGAAGAAACACAUUUGUCCACAGAAGAAGUUUAUACAUUAGAACCUUCAACAACAGAAUCUUUUAUAUCUUCACCAAGUCCAUCUGAAUUCCACACUUUACUCAAUGAUUUGUAUACAGAAAGUCAAUUCUCUACAAAUCCAACUGAAUCAGAAAUAUCUACAAUGGAUAAUUUAUCAACCUCUGAGAGUUCAUCUACAGGAUUUGAGCUAAGCACAAGUAUAUCUGCGGAACUUACAACUUCAGAUGAAACACAUUUGUCCACAGAAGAAGCUUUUACAUCAGAACCUUCAAAAAGAGAAUCAUUCGUAUCUUCACCAAGUCCACCUGAAUUCCCCACAGAAAGCAGAAUCUCUGCAGGUCCCACAGGAACAGGAUCAUUUACCAUGGAGAUUUCACAAACUGAGAAUUCAGCUACAGAUGCUGAACUAAACACAGGUUCACCAAGUUCAUCUGAAGUUCCCAUGGAUACAUUUACAUCAGAUGUAGCUGAAUCAGGGUGUCCCACAAUGGAAUUAAACAAGCAAACUGUAACGUGUCUUUCAGUGCUUUUGCCUCUCCUGUUAGGCCACUGGAAUUAGUUUAUAUUCAGUACCAAAUGGAUAAAAGGCAGAAACACAUAUGACGGACCAUGAAGAAAAGACAAUACACAGCAGCUAAAGCAUAAUGAAAGCUUCUGCACUGUUGUACUUACCUGGACAGAACUAAACACUGAAUUGCUUUAGCUUUGUAAAGAGUAAAAUGUUGUUCUUGGAUAAAAGUCCUAUUUGAGCAAAUGAGUAUUAAUAUACAGGGCUAAAACAUUCCAGUAAAGAUUACCUGUGACUGAGAAAAGCAAUAACCCUUACCUGUCCGUGCCAAGUCAGCUGAAAUAUCACUUGAAUCUGUUGAUAACAGUGGAACAAAUAUGCGAUCAGAAUGCUGCAGAGUAUUUUCUCACAGCAUGUUUAUUUUGUUUUCCAAACUUCAGAAUGUAUUCUUCACAUCAAAUAUACAUGCAUUGAGUGUUUGUACUUAUUCUGUUUAGGGAAUAGGAAACAGCUACAUUUGUUUCUAAAAUAAAGAAGGCUGAAAUAUGUAAAUUACAAAGAAAUUAAAAAGAAAGAAAAGAACAGAAGAUGUAUAUAACUCAUAAUACUGUAAUUAUUAGCAGUCAUGUUAAUGAGAGUAGGGCUCUGGGUUAGGACUCAUGCCUGCGAUCGGAAAGUUACUGGUUUAAAUCACAUGGCUAGUGGAGUGAUGUCACUGUUAGGCCCUUGAGCAAGGCCCAAUUGCACUAGGGGCUGGAUGACCCUGUUAUAAAUAUUUUAAGUCUCUUUGGACAAAAGUGUCCAAUAAAAUGUAAAUGAUUAAGUACUGAAAAAACCUUUGCUGUAUUAUUGUAUAGGUAUUAUAGUGUCAUUAUUUAUAUUUUUAAAGCACCUAAUCAUAAUUAUAA